Molecule: messenger RNA, 499 nt
Organism: Staurois parvus
Lineage: Eukaryota; Metazoa; Chordata; Amphibia; Anura; Ranidae
Source: the annotation of a GenBank genome assembly
AGUCUUGCACAGCUGUGUACCGGCUCCUCCUCUUCAGUCUUGCACAGGUGUGUACCAACUCCUCCCCUCAGUCUUGCACAGGUGUACCGGCUCCUCCCCUCCAGUCUUGCACAGGUGUACCGGCUCCUCCCCUCCAGUCUUGCACAGGUGUACCGGCUCCUCCCCUUCAGUCUUGCACAGGUGUACUGGCUCCUCCCCUCCAGUCUUGCACAGGUGUACUGGCUCCUCCCCUUCAGUCUUGCACAGGUGUACUGGCUCCUCCCCUUCAGUCUUGCACAGGUGUACUGGCUCCUCACCCUCAGUCUUGCACAGGUGUAUUGGCUCCUCCCCCUCAGGCAUGCACAGGUGACCUGGGCUCCUCCCCCUCAGUCGUGCACAGGUGACCCCUGCACUCUGCAUUACAUACUCCUGUCCUUUCAUGCAUCCUCCAUUAAUCCCCGGUGAUCCUGCCACAAACGUCCUUGUUUAUUCACUUCCUGUUAUAGGUGGGCCGGCCCUC